CCGUCACCCACGACCCAAUAGUCAGUACGUAACCUCUCCAUCUGGAGAAUCACUGCUGAUAAAUGACAUCGAAAUCAGAGUCUUUUUGUCUUUCUUUGUCCUUCUUGGCUUUUCUUUUCCUACAAUUGUGGGCCUCAGGUACCAGAUGCCGAUCCAACCGAUGGACGAUCCAUGGAUGAAAAUCCCCACCAGUCGGUCUAUAAGAUGGAGUGCCAUGCCGGGCCCCUGGCGCUCUGCUCUAGGAUUCUUUAUCUAGUUGCUACGCAAACCCCGCUGCAUCGAUAGGAUUCGCCGCCCCAUACCGUGCACAAUGGCUCAAGACUACAAGUUUGAAGGAUGGAUGGGCCUCGAUAAGGAGGCGGCUGAGGGAAAGAUGGUCUGGCAGGAGUUUGAGCCCAAGCCGUGGGAGGAGACCGAUGUUGACAUCAAGAUCUCGCACUGCGGUAUCUGCGGGUCGGAUUUGCACACCCUCCGCAGUGGCUGGAGACCGACCCUGUAUCCCUGCUGUGUCGGCCAUGAGCUGGUCGGCGUGGCCGUGCGCGUCGGAUCCAAGGCCGUGGGUGGCAUCAAGGUCGGUGACCGCGUGGGUGUUGGCGCGCAGAGCGAUUCCUGCCUGGGCCGUCUGGGAGACUGCCCUGAAUGUGCCAUGGGCUGGGAACAGUACUGCUCCCAUAAGAUCGUCGGUACCUACAACAAUGUGCACCUGAAUGGCGGCAAGUCCUACGGUGGAUAUGCUCUGUACAACCGGACGCCCUCCCACUUUGUGGUCAAGAUCCCCGACAGCAUCCCUUCGGCGCAGGCCGCCCCCAUGCUGUGCGGUGGUGUUACGCUCUACAGUCCCCUCAAGCACCACGGCUGUGGCCCCGGUAAGUGCGUCGGUAUCAUUGGCGUCGGUGGUCUGGGCCACUUUGGUGUUCUGUUUGCCAAGGCGAUGGGGGCCGACAAGGUCGUUGCCAUUUCCCGGAAGGCCAGCAAGGCCGCGGACGCGCUGCAGAUGGGAGCCGACCUUUACGUGGCCACGGAUGAUGAGCCCGACUGGGCUACCAAGCACGCUCGUUCUUUGGACCUGAUCAUUUGCACGGUGUCCUCGACCAAGAUGCCCAUGACUGAAUACCUGGGGCUGCUCGCGGUGAACGGCAGUCUGGUUCAGGUCGGACUGCCCGAUGACGGUGUCCUGCUGGCGCCCGUGGGCAAGCUGCAGCGUCGCCUCAAGGCCACCAGCUCCUAUAUCGGCAGCCCGGAUGAGAUCCGCGAGAUGUUCCAGCUCGUGGCCGACAAGGGCGUCAAGGCGUGGAUUGAAGAGAUCCCGAUGAAGGAUGCCAACGAGGCGAUUUUGAACAUGGAUGCCGGCAAGGCCCGCUACCGUUACGUGUUGGUGAAUGAGCAGUGAUGAUGUUGAUGACGAUGAUGAUGAUGAUGAUGAUGAUGAUGAUGAUGAUGAUGAUGAUGGUUUCGAAAGAGCGUUAGAAUGUAUAGAGAUUGUAUAGACAUUCCAUAGAGAUUGCCGAUUAAAAAAUG
Messenger RNA from Aspergillus ibericus CBS 121593, 1518 nucleotides. RefSeq names its product NAD(P)-dependent alcohol dehydrogenase. The record is from RefSeq and is a predicted model, not a curated record. Lineage: Eukaryota; Fungi; Ascomycota; Eurotiomycetes; Eurotiales; Aspergillaceae. Gene Ontology annotation, molecular function: alcohol dehydrogenase (NADP+) activity; zinc ion binding. Bases 311 to 1390 code for a protein of 359 amino acids. The transcript has 3 exons. Gene Ontology annotation, biological process: alcohol metabolic process.